Heterocephalus glaber (naked mole-rat) is the source of this 5066-nucleotide messenger RNA. It is a transcript of the gene Nipal3, whose product is annotated as NIPA like domain containing 3. The record is from RefSeq and is a predicted model, not a curated record. Gene Ontology annotation, biological process: magnesium ion transport. Gene Ontology annotation, molecular function: magnesium ion transmembrane transporter activity. Gene Ontology annotation, cellular component: membrane. Lineage: Eukaryota; Metazoa; Chordata; Mammalia; Rodentia; Bathyergidae.
AAGCAAAACACUGCAGCACUUUGGCAUCUCCCAGUGAGGAAGAAAUUAAGGAGGCUGUGCCUCCUGGUUGCGCGAAGAGUCCAAACUAUUUCUCAGAAACCUCUGAUAGGUGGACCUUAGAGGAAACGCCACCGAGCACAGCAAGAUUCAGAAAAUACACCCUUGCCUGCCUGCUCAGGAGACACAGACAUUGGCUCUUCUCUUAGAGAACCUGAAGAGAAACCUGUACAUCAGCCAAAAGAGCCUCAAGUACUCUUUUGGCGUGAGGAAGAGAUGGCUGCUGGAGGGAGGUGAAUGCAAGGAGAGAUGGCUUCCGGCUGGGGCCAGGCUUAGCAUCUGCUCUGGCUCUCAGUCACCUUGGGCAGGAUGUGCCACUAGACCACCAUGGACACGGCCCCCGGCGCAGGCCUGCAGCUGCAGCAGCUUCUGCCCACUAGCAGCGCCACCUCCGUGAGUGUGAAUGAAGUCUCCUUCUCCUAUAAGGAAAACCUGAUUGGUGCCCUUUUGGCGAUUUUUGGGCACCUCGUGGUCAGCAUUGCGCUUAACCUCCAGAAGUACUGCCACAUCCGCCUGGCAGGCUCCAAGGACCCCCGGGCCUAUUUCAAGACCAAGACAUGGUGGCUGGGCCUGUUCCUGAUGCUGCUGGGCGAGCUGGGUGUGUUCGCCUCCUACGCCUUUGCCCCACUCUCACUGAUUGUGCCCCUCAGCGCAGUCUCAGUGAUAGCUAGUGCCAUCAUAGGAAUCAUAUUCAUCAAAGAAAAAUGGAAACCUAAAGAUUUCCUGAGGCGCUACAUCUUGUCCUUUGUUGGCUGUGGUUUGGCCAUCAUGGGCACCUACCUGCUGGUGACCUUCGCACCCAACAGUCAUGAGAAGAUGACAGGCGAGAACAUCACCAGGCACCUCGUGAGCUGGCCUUUUCUCCUGUAUAUGCUGGUGGAGAUCAUCCUAUUCUGCCUGCUGCUGUACUUCUACAAGGAGAAGAACACCAACAACGUCGUCGUGAUCCUCCUCUUGGUGGCCUUGCUUGGCUCCAUGACAGUGGUGACAGUCAAGGCCGUGGCUGGGAUGCUGGUCCUAUCCAUCCAGGGGAACCUGCAGCUCGACUACCCCAUCUUCUACGUGAUGUUCGUGUGCAUGGUGGCCACCGCUGUCUACCAGGCUGCGUUUUUAAGUCAAGCUUCACAGAUCUAUGACUCCUCGUUGAUCGCCAGUGUGGGCUACAUCCUGUCCACCACUGUGGCUAUCACAGCAGGUGCAAUAUUUUACCUGGACUUCGUCGGGGAGGAUGUGCUGCACAUCUGCAUGUUUGCACUGGGGUGCCUCAUCGCCUUCUUGGGCGUCUUCUUAAUCACUCGGAACAGGAAGAAGGCCAUUCCAUUUGAGCCCUACAUUUCCAUGGAUGCCAUGCCAGGUAUGCAAAACAUGCAUGACAAGGGCAUGACAGUCCAGCCUGACCUCAAAGCUUCUUUUUCCUAUGGGGCCCUGGAAAACAACGACAACAUAUCCGAGAUCUACACCCCUGCCACACUGCCAGUCAUGCAAGAAGAGCACAGCUCCAGAAGCACCCCUGGGGUUCCCUACCGUGUCCUGGAGCACAGCAAGAAGGAAUGAGCCACCUCCACGUGACUUGCCUUCUCUUAACUGCUCAAGCCUGGCCGACAGUGGCUCCACCCUUCAUUCUACAACUUGCCUUCCUGAUCUUACCUUUCAGACUGCAAGUUCUAUGGAAGCAGAUCUUGGAAAGCCUCAGUUUCUGGCAAGCAAACAUUCGCUUGGUCUUGGAAAUUUCAAAUGGGGAUGGGGGGAGCUGGGUGAAAGCAGAAUUCCAGGUGGGCUUAGUCCAGAGAAAUUGGGAGCCUUUUCAUCUCCUCAAAGACAGACACUGGGCCUCCCCAGCCUGUGACCAAAGCCAGUGCAACGUUCUUCAAAGCAAAACCAAGUCAGAGAUUCCACCCUGACCAGUCUGGAGACAGUGAGCACUGGUCUUCCGCCACCACACGUGCAUGCCUUGUCUCUGUCAUCUCCUGAAUCUCUGUUUUUGACAGUAUUCAUGUCCACCUUUUCACACACAGCAGGCCAGCCCUGAACAUGUGGUCUUUGGUGUCUUGGCAGUGUACAUCUGCCUUCUGUCCGUGCCCCUCCAAUGAGGAUGAUGGUGUGUGUUUAUUUUGGAUCAUCUCUGAAAACAAACCUGGUUUUUGUUCUCUGGGAACUACUUGAUCCCACCCCACCCUCCCACCAAGGAGCCGGGAAGUUAGCAGAAGAAAGAGAAAAACUAAGAGGGCUGGGAGCAAGGGUGAUGAUACCUGAGCCCAUUUGGGAAGAAAAGUCCCUCUUAAUCUUCCUGCCCAUCUUUAUAAACGAUAGGCAGGAAAUCUGGCUGUUUGAUCGGUUAUUUUUUCCCUGCACAUUGCCACCAUCUGGGAAGAUAGGGGGGGCCUCACUUUUCAGCCUCUCCCACUUCCGCUCCAUCCUUCCUUUAUAGACCCACAAACCACACCGGAACUGUUGGUUCAUUUCUCUGCAGUUGAGAGACUGUCUAGGUCUUCGGCUGUGAGCGCUGUGACCCAGUGAAGCCUUCGAACAUGACUGUCUUCCCCUCUGCCAGUGGCGGCAAAUCUAUGGCACUCGUGACAAACCAGGCUGUUUGUAUCGUUGAAAGCUCUAAAAGGUUUGCCAUCAAUGCCUUAGGCUGUGCACUUCUGAGAAUGGCAGGGAAAGAUUUGCAAACUUUAAUAUGAGGAUCCCCUAGGAGUUUAUUUAAAAUACAGAUUCUUACACCCCCAACUGCAGAGACUCGGGUUAAGUAGGAAUGGGGUGGAGCCUAAGCAUCUGCAUUUUGAACUGGCACCACGAGAUUCUGAUGCUAAUACCCAGAGAUCACACCCCUCAAAAGCCUACUAAUUGGAGAAGACACCACUAAGACCUCCGAGACGCAUGCCAGAAAGUUAGAAUUAUAGUUCCAUUUCCUCUCGGCAUUCCUCUGGCAGGUGAAAUAGCCCUGGAGGAUCUGUAGCAUUUCUCCACCUAGUAAAUACACUUAGGACUAGCUUACUGCCUCCCUAGACAGCCUUUAACUAACAGCCAAGAUACCAGUGUUACCAGACCAGUGUUAGCCAGCACUUAACCGUCUGGACUUCGCUCAAUGCCCAUGUAGGACCCUGACUUCCAAAGCUCUGCCAUCGUUGCCUGUGAUAAGCACUUCAUAUUCUGUCUUAGCCACCCACUUUUGUAUUGUGUCUUAAAUGCCCAAGAAGGCAACAGACAAGGAGCUUUACCCCUUAGGAAGAAUAUCCACUCAGUUCAACAAUAUUUUUGAGGCAUUUACUGUGUAUUACAAAUUUAGAGGGCAAAGCUACAAACAUAAGAUUUAGUCCCUGCCAUCCAGGCCAGCAGGAGGAGACAUAGUGGCCCUGGAGUCUCUGGCAGGGUGGGCGGUGACAGAAAGUGACAGUCAUGGUGGCCUUGAACCCAAAGCUAUUCAGAAUUGGAGACGAUUUGGGCUCCACUGAUGAAUGGUGGCAAAGCCAGCUAUGAUUCGCACCAAGCAUAGAUAGUGGGGUGAUUCCCCCCUCCAGGCAAAGGGGCCAGCAUUUCCAAAGCACAGGGAUUAGGAGGUGGAGUUGUCAAAGAAGAGCCAGGGAGGAUGGUGGGAGUUGAGCCUCAAAAAAUCAGCAAUGGAGGCCAAAUCCUGGGGGUUAAGUACGGACUGGGGAGAACAUGUGAGCCUUUGAUGGUUCAUGAGGAACAGAAUGGCAGGAUCUGCAGUGAUUAGAAAGGAGACUGUUCAUGGUGGAGGUAGAAACAGAAGGGGUAAUAAACCACCUUCAAGGUCAGUCUCUGAGCCUGCAAGAACAAAAUACAAAGGGGAAAUUAAAAUCAGGUUUCACUGCUAUUCAGGUAUUCCUCAUUUCCCAAGUGAUUUUUCUAAGCCUGGGGGUGGGGUUAGAAUGGACAUGAAGGUGAGCAGGAGAUUAUUUAAACAUGUUGAUCCCAGGGGAUCUGUAAGAAUGUGGGGUGAUACGUAUGUGCUCCCAACCUUCCUUGAAUCCCCUUCCUGUUUGUUACAGGCUGUUGGGCCUUGGUCAGCCAGCUUUCUGGAGAUGAAUGGACAAAAGUGUGCUGUAACUUUAGGUCUGCUGCAGAUCCAGGGGCUGGUGCCACCCAGGAACUUCCCUGGGCCCUGUGCAGCCUCCAGUCUUUGGCUUUGGUGCAGUGGCAUCACAAAGCUGAACCACACGGGCGGAGCAGAAAGCAAUAUGGUAGCUUCUUGAGUGGAGGCCAGGGCUCGGCCGCUGGGAAGUCAGCAAACAGUGCCGGCAGAGCCAUCGUUCCCAGAGUUCUGAAGUGUCCCAGGCUCACCACCCACAGGCAAUGUCCCGGAUGUAGAUGGACUACUACUGGCCAUGCGGCACUGGCUGCUGGGAUGGGAGGGGAACACCAGCCUUCCGCACACAGCCCUGCUGGUUUAUUGUCACUUGUGGCUCUGACAUCCCCAAGCCCUCUUAAGUUCUCAAGUCCUCGAUCUCCUUCCUAGGUAGAAAGCGAGAUACCCAAAGCAAAGUCAUUCACAGUUGUUCUCUGGUUUUUCCCGCCCACCUGCAUUGUACCAUUUUAUUCCACAGGCUGGGACUCAGCUUUAGACUGGUGCCUUCGAGGACAGGAGCCCCUUAACCCCUCCCGAUACUCCACAGGUCUAAGGAGGCCCUCACUUUAAGCUGUAGGUUUGGGGAUUUGCAGGGUAGAGGUGAAUGCUAAGGAGAGAAGAGAGGACUGACAUGUCCUUCUGAUGCCACUAUGUGGACACAGUAGUCACCUGAGUGAUGUUAGGGAACCCUCCCUGCAGCCUCCUGGAUUUCCAGUCCAACACUGUCUGACAGCCAAAAAGUUGCUUGGGUGUUUCUCUGAGAAGCUGUGUAAAUGAAGUCACUUUAGAAUAUAUUCUGUGUGGAUGCUUAUAUUUUGUUAACUUCAUGACUAAUAUGGCAUGUCUUAUUUUUCAAAAAAUGUGUACUAGGUGCAAAUAACAUUAUGAAGUGUAUUUAAUUAAAAAAAUCCAUGCAGUA